UGGGGGAUACAGGCCCCAUAGAUUCAACACAACUGCACACAUAAGCACUUACUAAUAAUAACGCUCUGUUUGUAUGUCAUUUUCAUGGAGCAUUGCCGCUAACACACAUGGACUGUCAAGAGGAAAAGCCAAUCAUCUAUACCAUGGAAAACAAGCCGAUUGUAACGUGACUUAUGGCCGUGCACCGAAAAUGAUCCACCUUGAAGCUAAUUUUGUCCAGUUUAAAGAGGACCUCCUCCCCAAGGAGGGCAACAAGGCUCUGCUCACCUUUCCCUUCCURCACAUCUACUGGACUGACUGCUGUAUGCGUGGUUCUGUCAGAUCCCCUGAAGGACUCGUCUCGGUCCCUGGAGUCCUGGAACUCUCUGCUUCUGAAGCUGCGGACCCUCCUCCUCAUGUCCUUCACCAAGAACCUGGGCCGGUUUGAAGACGACAUGCGAACGCUCCGAGAGAAACGGACCCAGCCCGGCUGGAGCUUCUGUGAUUAUUUCAUGGUCCAGGAGGAGCUGGCCUUUGUCUUUGAGAUGUUGCAGCAGUUUGAAGAUGCUUUGGUCCAGUACGAUGAACUAGAUGCUCUUUUUACUCAGUACGUCCUGAACUUCGGAGCUGGAGAUACCGCUAACUGGCUCGGCUCGUUCUGCGCUCCAGUGCGUAACUGGAACGGGUUGCUUCUCCGGCGGCCCAUCGAUAUGGAAAAGAGAGACAGUAUCCAGCGUGGAGAGGCCAAUCUGUUGGACCUGAGGAGCUACCUGUUUUCUCGCCAGUGCACUUUACUCAUCUUCCUGCAGAGACCGUGGGAGGUCACUCAGAGAGCCUUAGAGCUGCUCCACAACUGUGUCCAGGAGCUACGUCUGCUGGAGGUGUCUGUUGUGGACGGGGCUCUGGACUGUUGGGUUUUUCUCAGCUGCUUGGAGGUUCUGCACAGGAUCGAGGGCUGCUGCGAUCAGGCUCAGCUAGCUGCUAACUGCUCCCAUACUGUCGGACUCUGGGCCUAUGCUACAGACAAGGAGGAAAGGAGAUCCUGAGCGGGCUGAAACGUUCUUGCAGGAGGCUUUGAAGUCGUACGUAUCUGAAGGGUGGAGCCUCCCCGUSACUCAUACCAGGAGACAGAUCGCUGAGUGUCAGAAACUGCUGGGCAGAACCGAAGACUACUUGCAAACCAGUACCUUGUURGCUGGUGAUGAGAAUCUCUCUACUGAUGAAAGGAAGCACUUCUUCCAGGAAAUCCUCUCAUUUGCUGGCAAGUCUGUAGACCACCCUCACAAAGUGUCUCUGAGYAUGAAUGUUUUCGCCCAGCUGACUCGACUCCAGUUCCAUCCUGCGWCGGCCUCGGUGCACUCCGGAGGCACCCUGCAGGUGGAGCUCACUCUGAAGUCUCUGAUGCCCGUUUCAGUGCACAUACAGCAGCUAGCUGCUAGCAUCCACUUUGACGUGGAUCACGGGGGGACUCUUGGGAGGCCCAAGGCAGCUCAGAGACAUGCAAACUGUGGAACAGUAGAGUUUAACCUGGGUCACUCAGCWGCAGGUCUCCCCUCCUCUGUGGCUCCUCGCCCUGUGUUGGACAUGGACGAGGUCCAGGACAGGAGCCCCUCGGACAAUGCUCUCAACUCCACAGGAGUGGUGUGCAAAAACACUCACCUGCUCAUCCGUCGCCAUGAAAGUAACUCCCCACCGGAGACGCCMAACUGUGUGAGCCCCCCCACCGUUGCUAUGAAGGAAGGAGCGCAGAUGCUGAAGGUGCAGGAYGUAACGCUGGAGCCUGGAAACAACAGCAUCGUCUUCACAGCACCUAGUGGACAGACAGGGUCCUACAUGCUGCGGCAGCUUUGUGCCACGGUUGGUGAAGUUCAGUUCGUCCAGUCUCACAUCUAUCCAUCGGUCCGAUAUGAAGUGUACUCUCAGGAGCCCCAGCUCACCGUGGAGCCACUCUCAGAAAGUACAUCCAGGUGUGUGUGCAGAACGUGUCRGAUGUGAACUUCACGCUGGCAGAAGUGAAGCUGACAGAAAAGGAGCACGCAUCACUUGAGCUGCAGUCUUUCAACGCUAAAACACAUCAGCUGCUGUGCAGUAAACACAGUGUGUUCUGCCUGUGGGAGGUGAGGUGGAAGGACGAGCUGCCUUCCUGUCUACAGUGUGUUUUCUCUGCCAGCUUCUCUCCCACUAACCAGGACACCUGUGCCUUUAAACCGUUCCACUACCAGUUCCAGCUCGAGAGAGUCACUACACUGUACAGCGUGAGAGCAGAGAUCUUCCCUCCUGCUGGUGAGCAGCACUGUCGUUGCGGUUUGGUCUGCAGGUUGGAGGUGUGUGUAACCCGCCUGACUGAGCUUUCAGAGGGGGAAAUCACAGAGGACAGCAAAACUGACACAGAUGGACUCAGAACAACCAAACUCAUGUAUGAAGUCGCUGACAGCAGCAGUAACUGGGCCGUGUGUGGCAAGAGUUCAGGGAUGGUGCUGAUGCCAACCAAGGCCAACGCCACACACAAGGUGCAGAUCGAGGUGAUGCCACUGUUCGCAGGACAUCUGCCUUUCCCCAAGAUCAAAGUGCUGAAAUAUCUGCCUCACACAGCUGCACCAGCCCCACAGCCAGACCCCG
Austrofundulus limnaeus is the source of this 2598-nucleotide messenger RNA. RefSeq names its product trafficking protein particle complex subunit 10 (gene trappc10). Gene Ontology annotation, cellular component: TRAPPII protein complex. Gene Ontology annotation, molecular function: protein binding. The record is from RefSeq and is a predicted model, not a curated record. Gene Ontology annotation, biological process: intra-Golgi vesicle-mediated transport; early endosome to Golgi transport. Lineage: Eukaryota; Metazoa; Chordata; Actinopteri; Cyprinodontiformes; Rivulidae.